Antechinus flavipes (yellow-footed antechinus) is the source of this 1888-nucleotide messenger RNA. RefSeq names its product phenylalanyl-tRNA synthetase subunit alpha (gene FARSA). Gene Ontology annotation, biological process: phenylalanyl-tRNA aminoacylation. Gene Ontology annotation, molecular function: phenylalanine-tRNA ligase activity; ATP binding; tRNA binding. The record is from RefSeq and is a predicted model, not a curated record. The transcript has 13 exons. The coding region runs from base 16 to 1509 and encodes 497 amino acids. Gene Ontology annotation, cellular component: phenylalanine-tRNA ligase complex; cytosol; cytoplasm. Lineage: Eukaryota; Metazoa; Chordata; Mammalia; Dasyuromorphia; Dasyuridae.
CUUCAAGACUCAGACAUGGCUGACGGGCCGGUUGCUCAGUUGCUCCUGCAGCGGCUGGAAGGCGGCGAUGGGGGUCUGGACAGCUUGGAGCUGGCGAGCGCGCUGGGCCUAGAUCACCAAGUUGUGGUGGGCGCCGUCAAAAGCCUGCAAGCUUUGGGGGAGGUCAUUGAAGCUGAACUCCGAUCCACCCAACGAUGGGAGCUUACGCCUGAGGGCCAGGAGACAGCCCAGGAUGGAAGCCAUGAGGCGAGGGUCUUCCACAGCCUCCCUCCUGAGGGUCUGGUGCAGAGUGAACUCAUGAAACUGCCCAGUGGCAAGGUGGGCUUCAGCAAGGCCAUGUCCAACAAGUGGAUCCGUGUGGAGAAAAAUGCACCUGGUGGGCCCCGGGUGUUCCGUGCUGUGGACAACGUGCAGGACUUGGUGCAGGCAAAACUGCGGCUGGUACAGGAAGGAGAAGCCGAGCGUCUGAGUGAAAAGGAGAGGAACGAACUGAAGAAGAGGAAGCUGCUGUCCGAAGUGACCCUGAAGACCUACUGGGUGAGCAAGGGCAGUGCCUUCAGCACCAGCAUCUCCAAGCAGGAGGCUGAGCUCAGUCCUGAGAUGAUCUCCAGUGGCUCCUGGAGGGAUGUGAAAUUCAAAGCAUACAACUUCUCAUCAAAAGGUAUCUUACCUGAGGGUGGUCACCUGCACCCAUUGAUGAAAGUUCGCACCCAGUUCCGACAGAUCUUCCUGGAGAUGGGCUUCACAGAAAUGCCAACCGACAACUUCAUCGAGAGCUCCUUCUGGAACUUUGAUGCCCUCUUCCAGCCCCAGCAGCACCCAGCCCGGGACCAGCAUGAUACUUUCUUCCUCAAGGACCCAGCAGAGGCCCUGGAUUUCCCUAUGGAUUACGUGGAGCGUGUAAAGCGGACUCACUCCCAGGGUGGCUACGGCUCUCAGGGAUACAAAUAUGACUGGAAAAUGGAGGAGGCCCAGAAAAACCUCCUCCGGACACACACCACAGCUGCCAGUGCUCGGGCACUCUAUCGCCUUGCCCAGAAGAAGCCCUUCUCCCCAGCCAAGUACUUCUCCAUCGACCGCGUUUUCCGCAACGAGACGUUGGACGCCACCCACCUGGCUGAGUUCCACCAGAUCGAGGGGGUGGUAGCUGAUUACGGCCUCACCCUGGGCCACCUCAUGGGCAUCCUCAAAGAGUUCUUCACCAAACUUGGCAUUACGAACCUGCGCUUCAAGCCAGCCUACAACCCCUACACCGAGCCCAGCAUGGAGGUCUUCAACUACCAUCAAGGUCUGAAAAAGUGGGUGGAGGUGGGGAACUCAGGGGUCUUCCGGCCAGAGAUGCUGCUGCCCAUGGGGCUGCCCGAGGGCAUAUCUGUCAUUGCCUGGGGCCUUUCUCUGGAGAGACCCACAAUGAUCAAGUACGGCAUCAACAACAUCCGAGAACUGGUGGGACACAAAGUGAACCUGCAGAUGGUGUACGACACCCCUCUGUGUCGCCUGGACACCUAAUGCUGGUCUCCGGGCUCGUCUGACUCUCUGCCUGCGGGGUCACCUAGUGUUCCUUCGGUCUCUGCCUGGACCCUCGGACUCCUAGAGCCAAGCCGGCCCCUCCUAGCCUUGGGUAGCGUUCCUUUCACCGCCCGGAGCCUCAGUAUCUGGGACUUAGCGGGGUCUGCACCCUCUGUCUGCCCACCCCUCCCCUGCGUAUUUAUCUUCUGAAAGCCAAGCCUGGGCAGCAGCCCUCCUCCUGGUCUACUUCCCAGGCAUCCUUCCUCCUCCACGUAGGGCUGCGUCCCAGAGCAUGUGCACCUGAGCCAGUGUCCGCCCCCUUUCCAGGUCUCAAACAACCACACAUCUGUUCAUGAAUAAAGUAGUUGUGAUUCCUUUG